Pleurotus ostreatus (oyster mushroom) is the source of this 399-nucleotide messenger RNA. RefSeq lists its product as uncharacterized. The transcript is spliced from 3 exons. The record is from RefSeq and is a predicted model, not a curated record. NCBI's taxonomy places the organism in Eukaryota, Fungi, Basidiomycota, Agaricomycetes, Agaricales, Pleurotaceae. Bases 1 to 399 code for a protein of 132 amino acids.
AUGGUACACACUAGCUUCUCAGGCAUUCCUCGGGCGGGCAACUCGAAUAUGGCGGGACACUCGUCUGGCGGUGCAAAGGGCAUUAUCUUGGGAAUGUCCGGCGUGAUCGUAGGGCUGGGAGCUUUCUAUGCCCAUUUGCAUCGCAAGCAUGAAAAGAAGACUCGUUCUGGGACGAAUCCUUAUUAUGAGCAAAGAAUCGCGUUCCCGGAUCCGCCGCUCUCCGUCGCUCGGUUAGAGUCUAUCAUCGAAAGUCAGCCACCUGUCGCGCCUCGAAAGGUGCAUGACGCCAAGCACUUGACUCUCGCAAACUUCGUCGAUACUGAAGCGCGAUAUAUGCAGCCCACCCCUCAACGUUCCAGCGCCGAUGAUCCAAACCGCGCAUACACAAAGCGACCUUGA